Diospyros lotus (date-plum) is the source of this 753-nucleotide messenger RNA. RefSeq names its product glycine-rich protein 5-like. Lineage: Eukaryota; Viridiplantae; Streptophyta; Magnoliopsida; Ericales; Ebenaceae. The transcript has a single exon. The record is from RefSeq and is a predicted model, not a curated record. Bases 1 to 753 code for a protein of 250 amino acids.
AUGGGGUUUAUUGGGCUUCUCUGGAGAGUUGGUUUGGUGCUGAGCCUGUGUUUGGCUGAUGGGUUCAGUGGGAGUGAAGGAAGAAAAGAUCAUGGCGUUGCUAAAUCCGAAAUUGUCGUUUCUGUGAGUGAUGAUCAAGUUCUGCAUGGAGAUUUUUUGGGAAGCAAUAUAACUGCUCCAGGGGAGGUAGGGGUGAGUAAGACUAUGGGUAAGAAUAAUUGUGGUCGAGGAGGAGGUGGAGGUGGCGGCGGUGGUAGUGGAGGAGGUGGUGGCGGCGGUGGUAGUGGAGGAGGUGGCGGCGGCGGUGGUAGUGGAGGAGGGGGUGGCGGGGGUGGUAAUGGAGGGGGAGGAGGAGGUGGUGGAGGAGGAAAAGGUGGUGGUGGUGGCGGCGGUGGGGGCGGAGGGCAAGGAAGAGAUAAUGGGCAUAAAAGAAAGCACCGCAAAGGAAGCGGGGGCGGGGGCGGCGGGGGUGGUGGAGGUGGAAAAGGCGGAGGCUACGGAUGGGGAGGAGGGAGUGGUGGGGGUGGCGGAGGAGGUGGCGGGGGCGGGGGAGGAGGUGGCGGGGAAGGGGGAGGAGGUGGCGGUGGCGGUGGCGGUGGAGGGGGCGGCGGUGGAGGAAAAGGGUGGGGUUGGGGUUGGGGAGGAGGAAAUCAGGGCGGCGGGUGUUGGGGGCCGGGAUGUGGUGGUGGUGGCCAUGGAAAAGCAAAAGGUCACGAAAUGAAGCUUCAGAACAUUCCCACAACACAACAUUAA